AUGCCAGAUGCCUCACAGAGACAGCUCAACCCCUCAAGCCCGAUUAAAACGCGACUGCACUCAGGGAAGCGCGUGGGCCGACCCCGCAUCGAGGCCGGUGGCCCGGCAAUCCUUUCGGAAGACCGGCGCACGCAGAUUCGGCGCGCCCAGAAGACAUACCGCCUUAAAAAAGAGGCGGUCUUCCGCCAAACCCUCGAUCGCGUCACGGACUUGGAAGCGAAGCUUCAUAGGCUGUCAGACCAGGUCUCCAGCACUUGCGAGGCUGCUACUGAGGCGCGGCUGCAGCUGUCUCAUCCGGAUAUCUAUGCCCGCCUGACGCAAAUGCGCGGGGUGUUGAUCGAGCAGGGUGCUUCUCACGGUUCAGCCUUUCAAACUGAUUCCUCUCGCAUGCAAGUUCAGCAGGAGCCACUAAAUCCGCCGCGGAGACGGCAGCAUUCAUUACCCCGGCCCAUCUCGACCAGGGGUCACACCUACUCGUUCCAGGAAGGGCGCUUCGCCCGUGGACUGCAACGAUACUGCCUCGAGCACGCAUUCAACUUGUUUAUCGAUCCCCAGUCAAAUCCCCAACAAGUGUACCGCGUAUUCCGUCUCGUGCCCUGCAUACAGGACAAAGCCAAGAUGCAACCGCGAUUUGAGCAAUUGCUACGAGGUGGAUCCGAGUCCCCACUUGAGGUUCCCGGCCUUCCAUUUUAUGGUGUAGGUGGAGCAGGUACGCAUUAUCCCGACAAAGAUGAAUUCGGCAUUCCAAUGCAUCCGAAGAAUAUGAGGCUGCCACGUCGAGUGCUUGGAAUCCUUCCAAGUAGCGGACGUGGGGAUGAGUUGACAUCAGUGGAUGAUCGCGCUCGAUUGCUUGAGAUCUGCGGGCUUGGGGGGCAGUGGUUCGAUAGUCGGGACGUGGAAGGGUAUCUUGAGCAGCAUGGGGUGGAUCUGCAGGGGUCGAGCUUCUUUCCCACGGUACGCAUAGUAGAUGAACCAUCAGGGCGGAUGCGCUCUGAGCAUAGAUCCUAUGUGUUGGAUUUGGAGAACUUUCUCUGGAGGCUUCUUCAUGGAUUUGUCAUUCUCGGGCGCGCUCCCGGGUUCAGAAUGAUCGAUAGCAUCACAUGUCACUACGAUGCCCUCAACAGUCAUUUAAGAACCAUUCUCCUAUCUCUGCCACCAAAUCCAAGACCUUCACCAAACACAAGCACCAUGGUAACCCUCCAAGAACAACUCGCCGUCGAAGCGCGCGGCCUCGACCGAUUCAUCUCGUGCCUCCCACCAACGCGCAUGGGCGACCUCGCCGACUGGGCCUACGGCGGCAACAUCCUCGCCAUCGCCAUCAGCGCAGCCUACGCCACCACUAAACCCGGCCACCAUCUCUACUCACUCACCGGACACUUCGUCCGGCCCGCAAGCCCCUCCCUCAAGCUUAUCUGCCAAGUCGAACGCAUCCGGAACACGCGGAUCUUCCAAACCCGACAUCUCCGCGUGUACCAGGAAAGCCCCACCGGCGAGCAGCUAUGUCUCGUCGCAAGCGCCGACUUCCACAUCGAGGAGACGCUCGAGAUGGUGAAUUACUCCACUCGUCCACAUUCCACACACGCCGAUGCUGUUACAGCUGCAAUCGCCAGAGCACCAGAAUCAGGCCUGUACAAAUACAUUAACCGGUUUAUGGAAGUACAGCCCCUUCCGGCCACAAACCGGAAGACUGAAGGGGAUAUCACUGGCAUUAUUUCGGCGGAAUGCUUCCGCCUGCAGACGCCCCUUGGGAGUGAGUCCGCUCAGCUCGCCGCGCUGGCGUUCUACAUGGACCGCGGCCUCGCGUACAUACCCGCCAACCACGCGGGCCGGAGUCUGCUGGAUGCGAGUGCCUGCGCGACGUUGGACUUUGCGCUGCGGAUGAUGACGCAUCGAGUUGAUGUGGGGGAGUGGAUGGUCAGUGAGCAACAGACUUGUGCGGCAGGGGGUGCGCGUGCAUUGAUGACGGAGGCAGGUUGGAUGUGGGAUCGGGGCGGGCGGUUGGUGGCGAAUAUGACACAGCAGUGUAUCUUGAGGCCGAAGAGGGAGCUUAAGGCGGUACUUUGAGGGGUGAGUGCAUUUUUGCUGCCGGGUUCAUGGGACGAUAGGAUGUAGGGGAAAGGCGGACAGUUGGAUGGACAUAGAAGAUAGAGGUGUUGGAUCUCCUAUCCAAGAGCUGCAGAUACAGAGAUUGGACAUAAACCACAGACAUGAAUCAUUAUGUUUAUACCUUCUGCUGACGUGAUGGAUAUCUGUAGAUAGUCAGGCUGUUCUUUAGGCCAUGUCAAUUGACAUCGUGG
Aspergillus brunneoviolaceus CBS 621.78 is the source of this 2297-nucleotide messenger RNA. RefSeq lists its product as uncharacterized. NCBI's taxonomy places the organism in Eukaryota, Fungi, Ascomycota, Eurotiomycetes, Eurotiales, Aspergillaceae. The transcript has 5 exons. The record is from RefSeq and is a predicted model, not a curated record. Bases 1 to 2064 code for a protein of 687 amino acids.